Messenger RNA from Mangifera indica (mango), 1129 nucleotides. RefSeq names its product protein PHOSPHATE-INDUCED 1-like. The coding region runs from base 50 to 982 and encodes 310 amino acids. The transcript has a single exon. NCBI's taxonomy places the organism in Eukaryota, Viridiplantae, Streptophyta, Magnoliopsida, Sapindales, Anacardiaceae. The record is from RefSeq and is a predicted model, not a curated record.
CUCUCUCUCUCACCACUAAAAUACCUCUCUUCUCUCACAAACUCUCCAAAUGGCUUUUUUUCAAUUGUCCUGGAAAUUGUCUCUUUUGCUUUUUCUUUUCAACUUGAAUUUAUUCAGCUUAUGCCUAGGGGCAAGAAAGCUAACUUCUUUGUAUCAGCCACCUCCCAUGGCUAUAAAUUAUCACAAGGGUACUUUGCUUGAAGGAAACCUUCCUGUCUCCAUUCUCUGGUACGGUGAAUUUUCUCCAGUUCAAAAAUCUGUUGUCGUUGACCUUCUUCUUUCUCUCAACCCACAAAAUCAAGAGUCUGCAACUCCCUCCGUGUCCAAAUGGUGGCUUACCAUCCAAACCUACUUAAAAAAAGCUGGGAAAAAGGCGGCUCAUGUUGACCUGUCAAACCAAUUCUCCGAUAAAAAUUGCUCUUUUGGAAAAAUCUUGAAGAAACAUCAGGUGUUUGGGUUGGCUCAAAAAGUUAACUCCAAACCAGGUGGGUUAACUCUCGUUUUAACUGCAAAAGACGUGGCUGUUGAGGGAUUUUGCAUGAGCAACUGUGGUUUUCAUGACUCAAACCCAAAACGAAACUCGGCUUUCGUUUGGGUUGGCAAUUCAGUGAGUCAGUGUCCCGGCCAAUGUGCCUGGCCAUUCCACCAACCAAUCUACGGACCACAGACUGAACCACUGGGCGCACCAAAUGGAGACGUUGGCGUGGAUGGCAUGAUUAUUAAUAUAGCCGCUCUUUUGGCUGGAACCGUGACCAACCCUUUCGGAAACGGCUAUUUUCUCGGGUCAGCUGACGCGCCGCUCGAGGCGUCUUCUGCUUGCCCUGGGGUGUACGGUAAAGGGGCGUACCCCGGUUACGCCGGGGAAGUAUUAACAGAUCCUACCACUGGUGCCAGCUACAAUGCGCAGGGGAUUAAUGGGAGGAAGUAUCUGUUACCAGCCUUGAUGGAUCCUUCUACUUCUCAGUGUUCAACCCUUGUGUGAGCGCUCGUAGAAGCACCUGCACCAAUAUGGCACUGCAUUUGUUGCUGCUGUUUCUGUACAAACUUGUGAUUCCAGUGGAUAUGUAAAUGGUUCGAAUAUAUUUUCUUCAAUUUCAUUUUUAAGUUAACAAAAAUCAUAUUAUAAUCA